Messenger RNA from Hibiscus syriacus, 3754 nucleotides. RefSeq lists its product as uncharacterized. Lineage: Eukaryota; Viridiplantae; Streptophyta; Magnoliopsida; Malvales; Malvaceae. The record is from RefSeq and is a predicted model, not a curated record. The transcript is spliced from 22 exons. Bases 1 to 3663 code for a protein of 1220 amino acids.
AUGUUGGUUCAGCCGAAGGAAAUUCCGUAUUCACAUUCUAGCUUAAGGCCUCGAAUUGAUCCGAUCACCAACAUCCGUGCCCGAAGCCGGAAUUUAGGCUUACCGUCUCCGGGAAAAUUCAGGAGCGGCCACUUUCCGGAAACGACAAUCCCGUUGAUGUCUGCCGCUUUAACAGGUGAGGAGGACAGUUCCCCCGCUUCUGAAAAUGACGUGACUAGUGACUCUGAGAAAGAUACUGUUUAUGGAGGGAGGUAUUCUCUUGAUUCUUCUCCACGAGAUGAAAGACUUCCUAAUGGAACUGCUCGUACAUUUGGAAACCGGGCCCAAAGACAGCCCCUAUAUGCCACUGCCAGUGGUUAUGCAUAUUCAGAUGUUAGUUCGUCUAUGGAGACUUUAAUGGGAGGGAGAAGAGGGAAUUUGGGUGAUAGGUUAGCGAGAAGGAAUGGGAGAUAUCCUGUUGGAAGGGAUGGUUUUACCGAAGAGGAUGAGUCUUCCGAUUCGGCUGUUAGCUCUGAGUUUUUGACUACACAAGUGGGGAGUAUUCAUGGUAUGGUCCCUCGGAGUAAAGCAUAUGUUUCUAAAGGGUAUGAUUCAACUGUGCCUUCUCGGAUUAAUGUGGAAAGUACAACUGAAAAGGAUUUAAAUUCUAGGAAGCUACACCAUGAAAAGAUAUCUAAUGAAGAUAAUCCAAGUGCACCACCAUUUUCUAGUUCAGUGCAGGAAGUUAAACAAGACAGUGAGCACAUUCCAGAGUCUGAAACACAAAGCACCCAGUGUGCUGCUGCUUCACACGAUCCCAAGACAUUCAAAUCCAUAUCCGGUGUUAAGCCAGAGUGUUAUAGGAGCAACAGGAAAUCUGAGGAGUUUGUAAGGAGUGCUGGUGCAGAAGCCACCACUGCAUCAUCUUCUGGUGGCGCUCGCAUCCCAAUAUUCCAUGCAAGUGCUCUUGGACCUUGGCAUGCAGUAAUUGCUUACGAUGCAUGUGUUCGACUUUGCCUGCAUGCUUGGGCAAGGGGUUGCAAGGAAGCUCCUAUGUUUCUUGAAAAUGAAUGUGCUCUAUUACGAGAUACUUUUGGAUUACAACAAGUUCUGUUGCAAUCAGAAGAGGAACUAAUGGAAAAACGCUCUUCUGAGCUUACCAAUGAGGCAGCUGCCCCCAAGCCUAAGAAAAUUGUUGGCAAGAUGAAGGUGCAAGUACGUAAAGUCAAAGCAACCCUGGAUCCACCAACUGGCUGUAGUAUGUCAUCUCUUAGUGCUCCGGAAAUUAAGCUGGAGACGAAGUUGUCCAACUUUCAGUCAGUACUCUCUUCAAGGUGGAAUACUCUUAAAAGGAUUCGUGUUGCACCUCAUUUACCUGCAGGUCGUUCUUUCACAGCCAAAAGUUCUGCAUAUAUGCAUGCUGGAACUCAGUAUGUAAAACAAGUAUCUAGACUGCUGAAAACUGGCAUAACAAGUUUACGCAAUGGUUCAUCGUCAUAUGAAAUUGUGAAAGAAACAUAUGCUUGCAUGCUGAGACUGAAAAGUUCAACUGAAGAAAACAACAUAAGAAUGCAACCUGGGUCUGGUGAAACACAUCUCUUCUUCCCAGAUAGUUUGGGAGAUGAUCUAAUUGUUGAAGUUCAAGACUCCAAGGGGAAGCAUUUGGGUCGUGUCCUUGUACAAGUGGCUACUAUUGCUGAAGACUUGACUGACAAGUUGCGGUGGUGGUCUAUUUACCGUGAGCCAGAACAUGAACCUGUAGGCAAGCUUCAGCUGUAUAUAAACUACUCAACUUCAGAUGAUAAUAGUUGUCUCAAGUGUGGUUCUGUUGCAGAAACAGUUGCUUAUGACCUUGUCUUGGAAGUUGCAAUGAAGGUUCAACGAUUCCAACAAAGAAAUUUACAAUUAUAUGGAUCAUGGAAAUGGUUAUUAACAGAGUUUGCCUUGUAUUAUGGAGUUUCUGAUGUCUACACCAAGCUAAGGUAUCUUUCUUAUGUAAUGGACGUUGCCACGCCUACUGCUGACUGCCUGGGAUUGGUGCAUGAAUUGUUAGUGCCAGUUGUUAUGAAGUGCCAUACUAAAGGAGCAUUGACUCAUCAAGAGAAUCGAAUUUUGGGAGAAACCAAAGAUCAAAUCGAGCAGAUCCUUUCUCUGGUUUUCGAGAACUACAAAUCACUUGAUGAAUCAUCAUUCUCAGGCAUUAUGGAUGUGUUCAAGCCUGCAACAAGAAUUGCAGCACCCGCACUGGAACCUGCAGUUAAACUAUAUACUCUUUUACAUGACAUAUUGUCUCCAGAAGCACAGACAAAUCUGUGUCAUUAUUUCCAGGCUGCUGCAAGAAACAGAUCAAGAAGGCACUUGGCUGAGACUGACGAAUUUGUUACCACCAACAAUGAACCCAAUUUUUUGGAUCCUUUUGCAGUGUCUACUGCUUACCAGAAGAUGGCAUGUCUUUGCAGGAACAUUAAGAAUGAGAUAUUAACUGAUAUUGAGAUUCACAAUCAACAUAUACUUCCCAGUUUUAUUGACCUACCAAACCUAUCAGCAUCUAUAUACAGCACUGAGCUUUGCAGCAGAUUACGUGCUUUCCUUCUUGCAUGCCCACCAUCUGGCCCUUCACCACCUGUGAUAGAACUUAUUAUUGAAACUGCCGAUUUCCAGCGAGAUCUUUCCAGCUGGAACAUAAGUCAUGUGAAAGGUGGAGUUGAUGCAAAGGAGUUGUUCCACUUGUACAUCAUGAUCUGGAUUCAAGAUAAUCAGCAAUCUCUACUUGAAUCAUGCAAACUAGAUAAGGUAAAGUGGUCAGGAGUUAGAACACAACAUUCUACAACUCCUUUUAUUGAUGAAAUGUAUGAACGACUCAAGGAGACUUUGAGUGACUAUGAAAUCAUCAUCUGCCGGUGGCCUGAAUAUAUUUUUGUUCUGGAAAAUGCUAUUUCGGAUGUUGAGAAAGCAAUAGUGGAAGCUCUUGAUAAGCAGUAUGCAGAUGUAGUGUCUGCUUUGAAAGAAAAUCUGGCACCAAAGAAAUUCAGCAUUAAGUACAUACAGAAACUUACUAAACGAUCUGUAUGCUCCUACACUGUUCCUGAUGAGCUGGGUAUCCUGUUGAAUUCUAUGAAAAGGGUGCUCAAUGUCCUACGUCCCAAGAUUGAGACCCAGUUCAAGUCAUGGAGUUCGUGCAUUCCUGAUGGAGGAAAUACAGCUCCUGGAGAGCGUCUUAGUGAGGUGACGGUGAUGUUGAGAACCAAGUUUAGAGGGUACCUGCAGGCUGUUGUUGAAAAACUUGCUGAAAAUACCAAAUUACAGGAAUCGACAAAAUUGAAAAAGAUUCUCCAAGAUUCCAAAGAAUCCAUGGGAGAGUCUGAUAUUCGGGGCAGAAUGCAGCCAUUAAAAGAACAGCUGAUAAGUACAAUGAAUCACCUUCAUAUUGUUUUUGAGACUCGUGUUUUCAUUGCAAUUUGCCGAUGGUACUGGGAUAGGAUGGGACAAGAUGUUCUCGGCUUCUUGGAAAAUCGGAAAGAUAAUAGAUCAUGGUGCAAAGGUUCUCGAAUUGUUGUAUCUAUUCUGGAUGAUACUUUUGCAUCACAGAUGCAGCAGCUUGUUGGCAAUGCACUCCCGGAAAAAGACCUUGAGCCACCGAGGUCUAUCUUGGAGGUGCGGUCGAUGCUCGGUAAGGAUUGCUAAUUCACUACCCCACAGUUAUUUGUGUAGAUAACAAUGAGCUACGCUACACACAUAUAUUAGAACAAAAGCCUUACAAGGUUGUAAAAGAAAA